Molecule: messenger RNA, 1362 nt
Organism: Seminavis robusta
Lineage: Eukaryota; Bacillariophyta; Bacillariophyceae; Naviculales; Naviculaceae
Source: the annotation of a GenBank genome assembly
AUGUCGACAUUCCUCUUCGCACGACGAUCACUCUCACUAGAUGUUCUAUUGCAUUUGUUGUUGAUGUUAUUAUCUCAUUGGGUUGCUGUGUUGGUAGAGCCAUUGGCAGUGCCAACUCCUGCUAAUAAGAAAUCGCAGAAUGUUCCGAAACCGACAUUAGUCCAACAUGAUAUUGUGUACACCGACAAAGGUAUCAUGAGUUUGGCAUUGUUGCCACCACUCAAUAAUAAUGAAAAGCAAGAGAGAAAAAUUCUGGCAGGGACCAAACGGGGUACCCUGGUAGAGUUUGCAUGGGACCCUGUGGCCCAGUCUUGUACUUGUCAAGGAGAAAUAAUCCAUACCAACCAUGCAUCCGAGAAAUCCACAUCCAUUCCGUAUCCAAUCUACUCGCUACAAGUGUUUGACAACAAAUACAACAACAAUAAGCUGCAGAUAUUCUGUGGAAGCGGGGAUCGAUACAUCAAGGUCAUGGAAAGCACAAGUACAAGUAUAGAAUCAUCGGAUGAUGGCGAGAAUGAUGAUCCUUGGCACUUCACGCAACAAUUGGGUCCUCAUACGGGAUGGGUCAAAGCAUUGGCCAUGGAUAAUGAUGAGGAAGAGGAACAACCAUGGCUGCACAGCAUUGGAUGCAAUUGCAUUGAAACUUGGAAACAGCAGCAGUCCUCUGAAGAACGAUGGACUCACUGUACCAAACGGUCCAUCGAGUCUAGCCCUAACCAUGGGUCCACUCUGUCUAGUGAUUUACUCUGUCUGGUCACAUGGAAUGGUUUCCUCUGUGCAGGUGGAGUCGAUGGUCGCAUUCACGUGUGGCCGUCCCAUCCAGAGCCUCUGCUAUCAUCGAUUGGAGCACAUCAAGGUCGUGUCAAUGCACUGGCCAUUCUCCCGACAACAGCAUCUGCUUCAUGCAUGCUGCUCUCCACGGGACACGAUGGAGAGCUGCAGUGCCGAAUGCUAAGGACAGGCAAACAACCCAUCCUGUUGACAGACCAACCAGUGGCCACGUUGGCUGUAGUGGACCAUGAUGGCGCUCCACUACGAAUAUCUUCGUUGGCAUGCACACCACUACAAUUAUCAGAAGACAAGAAUACAACAGCACGCAUCUUGCUGGGAACCACCAAUGGGUUAGUGGUGAAUGCCAUCCUACGAAACACAGACAAUCAACAGUGGACCGUCACGGAACAAUCCCGAGUCCAGCUGCAGGAUGAUGGCCAGAAUGAUUUGGAUCCAAUUGCAACAAUAUCGGUCAACGCAAUCGAGAUUCUGUCUCCUCCACACCAGCAGCAGCAGGAAGAGCCAGUUUGUGCGGCCCUUGUGGGCCAUUCCAAAGGACUCUCUGUGAUUCACCUCCAUCAUCAGCGAUGA